Molecule: messenger RNA, 561 nt
Organism: Parnassius mnemosyne (clouded apollo)
Lineage: Eukaryota; Metazoa; Arthropoda; Insecta; Lepidoptera; Papilionidae
Source: the annotation of a GenBank genome assembly
AUGGCUCCGCCACCUGCGGUGCCGGAAGCGGACCACCAGGACGACGACGACGGCAUCCCGGAAGGGACCGGGGUAGACCUGAGAGUGGCGGUACGUAGGCUCAAGGCCAGGAAUACCGCCCCAGGACCCGAUGGCUUGCCUGGCAAAGCCUGGGUCCUGGCCUCGGAGGCUCUCGGGCCCCGACUGGAGGGGCUCCUAAGCGCAUGCUUGGAGAGAGGCCAAUUCCCGCUUCGUUGGAAGACGGGGAAGCUGGUCCUCAUUCGGAAGCCGGGGCGCCCUGCGGACUCUCCGUCCGCAUACCGGCCCGUGGUGCUGCUCGACGAGGUGGGCAAGCUCUUUGAAAGAGUCAUUGCAAACCGCCUCGCCGAGCACCUUGCGGGGACGGGGCCGGAUCUUGCGGAACACCAGUUUGGUUUCCGCAAGAGGCGCUCUACGGUGGACGCCAUCAUGCGCGUGAGAGCCCUCACGACGGGGGAUGCAGUGGCCAGGGGGGGGGGUUGUUUUGGCGGUGUCUCUCGACAUCGCCAACGCCUUCAACUCCAUGCCCUGGAGCUGCUUUAG